Malassezia vespertilionis is the source of this 2277-nucleotide messenger RNA. It is a transcript of the gene ERG3, whose product is annotated as Delta(7)-sterol 5(6)-desaturase. The record is from RefSeq and is a predicted model, not a curated record. Lineage: Eukaryota; Fungi; Basidiomycota; Malasseziomycetes; Malasseziales; Malasseziaceae. The coding region runs from base 1 to 2277 and encodes 758 amino acids. The transcript is spliced from 2 exons. Gene Ontology annotation, molecular function: oxidoreductase activity; iron ion binding. Gene Ontology annotation, biological process: lipid biosynthetic process.
AUGGCAGGUGCGCCGGACGCUGCUUCGCAGAGCGAGGCAGCUCAGGAAAGCCAUGCCACACCACAUACUACUACACCUACAGCAAAUGCGCUUCAAAGGGCACUUUUGCAUGUAAAACAGAUGCUGAAUUUGUUGGAUGCCCACACCGCCCAGUCCCAAUUGCCAAUACCCCAGGCAGGCAUCCACGAAGGGAUAUUGUACGGGAUGUUAGAUCUGCUUAUACCCAUUACUUCGCUAAUGCAGAUGCAUGGUACAUCAUCGCAGAGCCUUGCGGCUGUGAUUGGAGCGCAGGCAAACGCACCGGGCGCUCAACCGCCGGACCUUGCGACAUAUCUUUCGCACGUCUCGAGUAUCCUGCAAAUGCUGGAGCAGAUAAAAGGGUUGCUCCGGGAGCCUAUAGACGAAUCUUCAAACGAUGCAUCGGCCUUGCAGGUUGCAGAGCAAGAGUACAGCGCCGCACCUCUCACGCCAGCACAACAGCGUGAUUUGCUUCUUACCUUGCGCCGCAAGCGACAGUGUACAAAACCCUUGCAUUCCGCACGCGCAUGCAAGGAGGAGAUACGCAGCGAAGAGUGCGAUUCUGGCAUAUGCAGUUCGCUGUACCCUAUUCCGUCAUCUCUGUCUUUUGCACCGCGCUCGCCGUGGCUCGCUGAAGUGCAAGCGUCCACAUCGGGCGAGACACCUGCACACCGUGUACGCAGCCUUGUGCAAGCAUUUAACAGCGCAAUGUACGUACAAUGUAAAGCAGAGGCUGCAGCGCUUUCCUCGCUGAAUCCCGACUUUGGUCAGAAUCCACCAAAACAUCGCAUUCGCGCGCGCUUUGUGUCUCGAGAAGGUACAGACGCGGCAGAGGUACAAAUUGAACUGCGUGACCUUGGAAUCGUCUCUCUUGGUCUUCUUAUCUUAAAUGAUAAUGCACGGGUGAUGCGCAUCACCAUGUGUGCGCCCGUCGAGCAACGCCAAGGACUACGAUGCGGGGUAUCCGACUCGAUACUGCCGUCCAAGUUUGCAUACUACAACCAGCUGAGCGACCAUCUAUUUGUCUAUGCUUUGCAUCAUCAUGCUAAACACCCAGACUACAUGGAAGCGCUCGGGCACACAUUCAACCACAUUGCCUCGCUGCGGACCUUGUUUGAUCCGCUCCCCAUUUUCCUAGCCGGUGUGCCGUCCGAGCCGGUGCGUGUUGCGCUUUACACGCUAGAUUUUGAAAUGACGCUGGACAAGUCACAGUGCAUUGUGUGGAAAUGGUGCCGCGUGCCUACCCCGCCCUCCGAUCUGGUCCCUAGCCAGCAAGGCGAAUGCAUUGAUUACCGUACCCUUGAGGAGAUGGACUUGGUGCUGCAUUAUGCGGACGAGUAUGCACUUGACUGGGUUUGGGCCAAAAUGCUUCCAGCUUCGCGUUUUUCAGAAGCAUGUUUUGCCGUUGGUUCGACAAUGAACAGGACCUUGCAUAGUUUGCCAGAUGUUGGUGCCAAGUGCGGCACUAGCGACCAUGCCGAUUCCUGGCUUCCGCGCGACAAUAUUGUCCGGCAGGCAAUUUCACUUUACGUCAUUACGUAUGUCGGCAUUUUGCUCAUGUAUUUUUCGAUGGCGUCCCUGUCGUAUUACUUUUUGUUCAAUAAGGACUUGACCCGGCAUCCCCGGUUCCUGAAAAACCAAAUUUGGCUCGAGAUCCAAUGUUCUCUGCACGCAUUUCCAUGGCUUGAUUUGCUAACAUUACCGUGGUUUCUUGCAGAAGUGCGGGGGUAUUCGCGUGUUUACAAUAAUGUGAGCGACUACGGUUGGUUGUACAUGGUGUUUAGUGUGCCAUUUUUUCUCGUCUUUACAGACUGCUGUAUUUACUGGAUUCAUCGCUUGGAACACCAUCCAAGUAUCUACAAGUAUGUGCACAAGCCGCAUCACAGAUGGAUUGUGCCGACACCAUUUGCGUCGCACGCGUUCCACCCCUUGGACGGGUAUGCACAGAGUUUGCCAUACCAUAUUUUUCCCGUCCUCUUCCCGCUUCACAAGCUUUUGUUUUUGGCCUUAUUCGGGUUCGUGAAUUUAUGGAGUAUUAUGAUUCACGACUCGGACAUGAUCUCAGGAACGGGCGCGGAAAUGGUUAUUAAUGGGCCGGCGCAUCAUACUUUACACCACCUGUAUUUUACUUGCAAUUAUGGGCAGUACUUUACCACAUUUGACCGCCUGGGUGGGAGUUUCCGGGAGCCAAUGCCCCUUGACGACCCGUUGCUUGCUGCACAGGAGCAAAUUGAGAAGGACAAGCAGAAGAAGGAAUGA